This is a messenger RNA of Ostrinia furnacalis (Asian corn borer), 1824 nucleotides long. RefSeq names its product proline-rich protein 2-like. The transcript is spliced from 2 exons. NCBI's taxonomy places the organism in Eukaryota, Metazoa, Arthropoda, Insecta, Lepidoptera, Crambidae. The coding region runs from base 192 to 1583 and encodes 463 amino acids. The record is from RefSeq and is a predicted model, not a curated record.
AACGAAGGUCGACUUUAUUUUGUACUAUCAAACAUAGAUAUUAAGAACUAUGAGUGCUAACGAACUGAUACCGGUUUUUAAGUUUUUGUUAGCUUAUCUCAUCCGUGAUCCGAGAUAACCAACGAGUUCUCAAUCAGUCGUGCAAAGGCCUCUUGAAAACAAAGUCAGUGAUUUGUUAAAAAUGAUUUGAAAUGGUUCAUAAACAAAUAUUUCUGUGGACUUUGAGUGUCAUCUGUGUUGCCAGUUCACAAUGGUCCCAAGGAACCAGAGAAAACUGGGGAUCUCCGCCAAACAGGAACCCCCCUCCAUAUGGAGGUCCUGCAGAUUACUGGGGACAGUCCUCAAACAGAGGACCACCACCAGGCCGAGGACCUCCACCGGAUAGAGGACCCCCACCAGAUCGAGGUCCUCCACCAGAUCGAGGACCCCCACCGGAUCGAGGACCCCCACCAGAUCGAGGACCUCCACCAUAUGACUGGGGGCCACCAUCAAAUGGAUAUCCUCCACCGCCUCCACCUAAUAGUAAACCACCAUCAUCAUAUGGACGACCUCCACCGUACGGAGGAUAUCAGCCAUAUGGAGGGCCUCCACCAGAUAGAAGGCCUCCUCCAUAUGAUAGGCCUCCACCACACGGAGAGCCUCCACCACACGGAGGGCCUCCACCACACGGAGGGCCUCCACCACACGGAGGGCCUCCACCACACGGAGGGCCUCCACGUGAAUCAUCAAACAGAGAUCCGCCAGAUUUUAGAAAAACUCCAUCAUAUUACGACUUAUCUAGGAACAAUGAUUACACCAAAUUGCCAAGGACCAAUAAUGCAGAAUCUGGAAGACCAUCAUACUAUGAUGAACUAGGUGAACAUAAAAGGCCACCAAGACAAAGAGGACCACAAGACUACGGCUCUCCACCUAAUGAACCGCCUCCAGAUAAUUGGCGAUCUCCACCGAAUGAAAGACCACCGCCUGAUAGGGGACCACCGACUGAUAGAGGACCACCGCCUGAUAGAGGACCACCACCUAAUAGAGGACCACCGCCUGAUAGAGGACCACCACCGGACAGGGGACCACCACCGAAUAGAGGUCCACCACCUAACAGAGGACCACCACCUAACAGAGGGCCACCGCCUGAUAGAGGGCCACCAUCUGACGGAGGGCCACCAAAUAAUAGAGGACCGCCACCAAAUCAAGAACCACCACAAUACGGAGGUACCUCAGAAAACUGGGAUCGUCAACCAAAUAGAGGAUCUCAAAACGGAAAUUCUUUACCGCCACCAAACACAGAGUUAUCAACAGACAAAGCGCGCCCGGCACAAAGCGAAUCUUCUUCAGAUUCCGAAUCCAUAUUAUUCCGAAACUUGGAAGAUUUCUCUAGUGAUAAUGGCCCCACUGAAGUCAUAAAGACGGGUAUAGGUAUUGCGAAAGAAGUAGGUGAAAACAUUUCUAAAACCGAACGUUUAAUUAAGAGUGAAACCGCAGAAAGUGAUGAAGAUAAAAAUAAUAGUAAUAAAUCCAGUACAAGUGGAAUAUAUCAAUACAUGGGAUUGCCAAUAUUUCAGGCCUUGCCUGUGACUCCAGCAGUCUAAUAAGAAUUUAAGAUUUAUAGGUUUAAAUACAAAACAAUUAUAGAUAAGGUGAAACAUAGCUUGUAAUACUCAUAAAGAUACAUGUUAUUUCUUACUCUUAAUUUAAAUAUUAAGUAAAAGAUAGAUGGAAUUCCUUUAAUAAUAAUCCUGUCGAUAGCAUGUUCAAAAUAAUAAACCAUAGCAUAAUUAUAAUCUACUGAGCCUGAACCUCUAAGCAGUAAUGUAAAUUUUUAUCUUUAAU